AUGUCACACCCAACAGGUGUUGAGUCAACCCUUCCAGGGCUCCCAGCAGAGAUCCGUUACAAUAUUCUGGAAAAAUGUACCAAUAUCCACCAAAAUCGAGUUGAGAGACGAUUUUGGCGAGAGUUGGAAACUGCAGAACUCAACUCCAUGGUUGACCGUUAUUGGGGCUCUCGACAUAGUGAUAAUGAGUACAUGCUCAACGUUGACUGCCAACUAAGCUCCGCACUCAUACUCUCGAGCAAGGAACACUACCACGAAGGCCGCAAGCUUGUUCAAAAGAUGAAAUUUGUCCAGAUUGACGGAUGGGCGUAUUAUGAACUGAAGACGCUAUUCGAGUAUGGAACAAUUCCAAUGUGGAGUGACCAACCAAGUCUGCAUGAACACCCCCAGUUUACCCAAGACUUGCCUCCAGGCCCUCAUGAAAUUGUGCCGAUUAUGACUUUAUCCAAAUCUCCUUUAACAGGAAGAACUUUCUUCAUAAGCAUGGAGGAUCUGUCUUUUCUUUGCAAAGUCAUUUAUGUUUCUCGCAUACAGUACCGACACUCUGCUAAAAGCUCCUCACUUUCUUUGCAUUUUACAGUUCCACAGGAAGGAAUUACUCCUGCAUUUUGGGGCCUCGAGACUGAUGAGGAAGUCAAGGCGUUCCUACACAGUGGCAUUAUCAGAUACAUCCGUCCGUGGAUCACUCAGGCAUUCUUGGGGAGCGAACUCGCAUCACCCAUUGGAGACAUCGAUGCGACCGUCUCCUCUCAGCCUCUUUCUCGUCGGAUGAAUCACUUGGAAGCUUGGAUUGUUGAAAACGCGCAGCGCCCCCCAGCACUCCAGUUGGACAUUGAGGUCGACAGACUUAUUUGGAUGUUUGACAAUGCUCUGUCGAAAGUAUCACAGGCUGAAGAACUUGUCACUAUGGAAGAUCGCUACGUGGAUGCUAUCAAUCUCUAUAUUGAAGCAAAAGACUUGUUCCGCCAUGUUCGUGCCCAAUGGCGUAAUGCCCCGAACUUGAGAGAUUAUCGGUACAUGUUGACGACGUACGACCUGUGUUGUAUCCGUUUGAUGUUAAUGACAGAUCAUAUAACCGCCGAAAACAGAUUUGGGACACGCAAAGCAGUUACACAAUGGGCUUACAUCAAUUGCGUGGAGCUCAUGAGGAAUUCUCACAAGCUCAAAACCAGGUCUCGAAUUCUACUCCGGAAAGCGCAGCUACAGGUUGACAUGUCAGUAUUCCCCGACCAGACCAUCGCCAGUAAUCUCGGUGCCUCGAUCUACGCGAUGUUGAAACGUCGGAAUCCAAAAUGGAGCCACGGAGAACUUCUCGAAGCCAUCGACGACUUCUACAAGACUGGCGGCGCCAGUCCUCCACCAAAAGAGUGGGAAGUGGGUUGCAGCCAUGGCGGUGGAUGUUUGGAACCCGUCGACGAAGCAGCCUCAGACUCAAUCGUUCAGCGCCAGCCUCGUGUGAGCAAGGAAGAAUGGUUGUACAAAUUUGAACUUGUGAAGGAGCUCAUCAGAGGUCCGCCCACGGCAGCUCCAAAGCUCGCCGAUCAUGACUGA
Molecule: messenger RNA, 1551 nt
Organism: Exophiala bonariae
Lineage: Eukaryota; Fungi; Ascomycota; Eurotiomycetes; Chaetothyriales; Herpotrichiellaceae
Exons: 1
Coding region: 1-1551 (516 amino acids)
Source: RefSeq, a predicted model, not a curated record